Molecule: messenger RNA, 915 nt
Organism: Solanum pennellii
Lineage: Eukaryota; Viridiplantae; Streptophyta; Magnoliopsida; Solanales; Solanaceae
Exons: 1
Coding region: 112-636 (174 amino acids)
Source: RefSeq, a predicted model, not a curated record
GCUCAAUGGUUUCUUUGCCUAUUUAAAGGUAUGAUAAUUUUCUUGAGAAACCAUUGAGUUUUUAGUAGUUCAAGUGUGUGUAUUUUUCUUGUGUGUGUAUCAAACAAUACUAUGGCAACUUUGGUACCUGAGGUUGAGAAUAGGGCAUGUAUCAAUGGGUGCAAUAAUGAUUUGACCAAUUUUGAUCACUCUCAAAUAGAUUGCUCCCUUCUCAUGUCAUUGCUUGAUGAUUCGCAAGGCGUAGACGAUAUUGAUCAUGAUAAUGAGAGAUUAUCGAGUGUGAUUAGAUCUCUCGAGGCUGAAAUUGAUGAUCAACACCUGAUAAACGUUGAUCACGAUUCAUUUCAGAAUACUCAUCAAGGGAGUACUACCAACGAUGAAGAUUGGCAGUCGUGGGAAUCUGAUCAAAGUCAAAGUCAAAGUCAAAAUUUAUUCGAAUCGAGCUGUCUUGAUUUGAAUUGGAUGGAUAUAGAGAUGGAUAUUGCUCCUUCUAAUACCAUUAGUGAUGACAUGAUGAACUUUUGGUACAUGGACAAUAGUUAUGGACAAGAUCAUGAUGUGUAUGAAUAUGGUUAUGGUACUUUUCCCUUAGAGGAAAAUGAUCACAAUUCAUCAGCUUUAACAACACAAGCCUAAGUCGAAGCUUCAAUAUGGACUUCGAAAAUUAAAAAAAAGAACACAAGGCUAAAGUUUGUGCCAAAAAUUAUAACUUCUAUUGUAAUUGAUUAGCUAGAGGUAAAUUGUACUUGAAUUAGAUGUAUUAGUGAGGAGGAAAUCAAUAAAAUGACAACACGUAUCAUGCUCCUAAACCUUGGAUGUCAAUAUUAAUAUUGGUGUUUGAUUGGUAUAGAGUUAAAAAAAAUAAAUUACUACAUUCAAAAGGUAAUCUAAAAACCAAGUAAUUUUUCUGAGGGA